AUGAGUGAAAUAUUAUAGAAUGAAGAUGAAAUUUAAUUAGAUUAAGAGAAUAUAAGAGGAUAUUUGGAUGAUGAAAUUAUGGGUUAGAUAGUUUAAGAAUAUUAAAGUUAAGGACUUACAAAUUAAACAAUGACACAAUAUACUUAAUUAGUAUCUAAAGGUUGCUAAUUGGUAAAUUUAAAUAACUUAUUUUUCAGUUGCAUCCUUUAUUACCCAAAUUACCAGAUUAGAAAGGAGUUAAAUUUAUAAGUUAAUAAGAAUUAUUGAAUUUGGAUAAAACUUUAUUAGGAAAACUUGAGAGUGAUUAAAGAUUUUAAACAUAUAGAGAGAAGAUAAUACAUAAUUAUUCAUAAUCAUAUGUUCGAAAAUUUAAUAUAACAGAUAAGAGUUAAUCAAUUUUGAAUGAUAGUUGUUGUUUAAAGGAUUAAAUAGCAUUUUAAUUGGAUCACAAUAAGAGUUAAUUAAAAUAUUAAGAAGAGUAGUAGAAAUAAAAUAUAAUGAGAACAACAUUUGCUAGAUCUAGAUCUUAUAAUUAUAAUAAAUUACCUAAAAUAAAGACAUAUCCUGCAAAGAUAGAUGAGGAAGGUUAAAUAAUGCCAGCAAUAAAAGCAAAAGUUAUACAAGUUCAGUAACCUGAAGAAGAAUAAAUGAUACCUACUCAUUAUUUGGGAUGGAUAGAUUAAUUUUACGGGAAAUGGAGACCUUAAAUGAGAGAAGGAGCAUCAUUAAAUAAUGUAUCUGGAAAAUUAUAUUUAUUUGGUGGAAUAAGCAGUAAGCCAUUUAAUGAUAUGGUAAUUUGGGAAAAUAAGGAAUGGUAUCAACCUUAAGUAAUAGGAGAGAAAGCCCCUUUUGGUAGAACUAAUCAUAUUCAUUGUGUAUAUAGAAGAAAUAUCUAUAUAUUUGGUGGUGAAAAACCAUAUGAUGGUUAAUAAAAGAUUAGAGAAAGUACUAAUGAUUUUAGAGUAUUUAAUACAGGUAAUUUGUUAAAGAUUUAAAUUAGAAAAUAAUGAAUUCAAAGUUUUAAGGUUUGGAGGAGAAGUAAUUGAAGGUAGAAGAGGAGCAUCAGGAGCUAUAGUAGGAAAACAUAUUAUGAUUCAUGCAGGAAUUAAUACUAAAGGAAAGUAUUUAAAUGAUUUAUAUCACUAUGAUAUUUUGAAUAAUAAGAUGAUUUUGAGUUAAGUCGAACCUAAUGAUUUUUUUAUUAAUGGAAUUGCCUUUCAUACACUUAUCUCAGUUUUUAGUACUUCCAGAAAUAUCUAGAUUUAUAAAAAUUAUAUGGAUCCUGAAGAAAUGAAAGAAAUCAAAUAUAAAGUUGAAGGUGUUUACUUAUUUGGAGGAGAAUCUAAAACUGGAACCUUAUACUCAGGUUUAUAUAUGCUCAAUCCGUGUUGUCGUCCUAUGUAAUGGUCUUUAGUUAAUGGAAAAGGGAAAUUACCAAGUAAAUUAAUAGAAAAUAAAUCUAAGUUAGUAGAUACAAACAUUCUGCUUCCUAUUGUGAAAGAUAGGGAAUCAUUAUCAUCUAUGGAGGUAUUUGUGAAACAUCUUCUUUCUUAAAUGAUUGUCAUAUCUUCAAAGUAGAAACAUAAUCUUGGAGUAUUGUAGAAUUAGAUUGUAAAGAACCAAGAGCUGGUCAUUGUGCUAUUGUUGAAGAUCAUAAACUUAUGAUAUUUGGAGGAUAUAAUCAAACUGGAUUUCUUAGUGCUGAAUUUUAGAUUCUAGAAUUAGAUUCUAUGAUUGCUUAUAGAAAUAGAAGAUAAGCUAACAUUUCUAAUCAUAUUACAACUAAUCCUUUAUAAUUAUCUGCUAUUAAUUAAAAUAUCAAAACUAAAUAAUAAUAUUACACUGAUAGAAUGUCCAAAAUUAAAGAAUAAAUUGCCAGUCUUUCUUAUAAUAUUAAAUCUUUUAUACCUAAACCUAUCAUGAAAUAAAUUUCAACCAAAAAUCUAAAUAAAGAAUAAAUACUCUUUUCUUAAAGAUUAACUCAAGAAACAUCUGAUUUAAUCAAAGAUUUUGAUUAUGUUGAGGAAAUCAGAGAUGAAAUGAAGACCUCAACUAAAUUAGAUGCCUCUCCGCAUUCAAAUAAAAAAUUUACUGAUAGACGUUCUAUUUCUAUUAAGAAUUUAUAACCAUUUUCCCAUUGA
Paramecium sonneborni is the source of this 2141-nucleotide messenger RNA. The record is from the annotation of a GenBank genome assembly. Lineage: Eukaryota; Ciliophora; Oligohymenophorea; Peniculida; Parameciidae.